AUGAUUGUACCACGGGCAAAAACACCUCUCGAGGUGGUUAUUGUUGGUGCCGGCAUUGGUGGUAUGGCUGCCGCAUUGACAUUGGGCCAACGAGGACAUCAUGUCGUUGUUCUCGAAUCUGCCCCAAAGCUCAUGGAAGUCGGGGCUGGAAUCCAAGGCUCUCCGAACAUGCUGACGCUGUUUGACAGAUGGGGAGUCUCUCCCUCAAUACACGCCAAGGACGUCGCCUUGGAACACAUUCACGUCCGACGAUGGGAGGACGGCAGUCUUCUGGGAACAAUGCCCGUGAACAAGACAUACGGCCAGCAAGUAGUGGUCCACCGCGCAGAUCUCCACGAUGCGCUGAUCGAAAAGGCUGUGGCGUUGGAGAACGUCGAAGUACGAGUCAACUCGACGGUCACUCGCGUGCAGUUCGACCCUCCAGCCGUGACCCUUGCCAACGGGACCGUGGUGUACGGCGAUGUAGUCAUUGCAGCAGACGGGAUCAAAUCCGGCAUUCGCGACCAGCUGCUCGGCGCGGAAGCUACCAAGGCCAUGCCCACUGGAGACGCUGCGUACAGAAUCAUGCUUCCCCGAAGCGCAAUGGAGCAUGAUCCCGAGCUGAAGGAGCUCAUCGACGAGCCCCAAGCGACCCGGUGGAUCGGCCCAUACCGCCAUAUCAUCGCUUACCCGGUCCGCAACCACCAGCUAUACAACAUCGUCCUGCUUCAUCCAGACCGCAGCGACGUCGAAGAGUCGUGGACAACCAAGGGCUCGAAGCAGGCUAUGGUCGAUCACUAUCGCGGCUGGGACAGGCGAGUCACGAAGCUCAUCGACCUGGUCCAAGACGACGAAGUCCUCGAGUGGAAGCUCUGCCUGCACCCGCCUCUCAAGACGUGGAUCAAGGGCCGCGUGGCCUUGAUCGGCGAUGCCUGCCAUCCAAUGCUUCCGUACGUUGGACAAGGCGCCGCUCAGGCAGUCGAAGACGCCGCCGCCCUCGGCGUCCUCCUGUCCACGAUCUCCUCGCGGAGUGAAAUCCCCCUGGCCCUGGAGGCAUACGAACGAUCCCGCAAACAACGCGCAGAGACGGUGCAGCAGUCCGGCACCACCAACCGCGCUACCCUGCAUCUUCCAGACGGACCGGAACAACAAGCCCGCGACGACCAGUUCCGCGCUGCGAUGAACGGUGCAUCGAACCCCGACAAAUGGGCCGAUCGGGAGACACAGAAAUUCCUCUGGGGAUGGGAUGCAGAGAAGGUGGCCUUGGAGGCCUGGGAAGGUGAAUUCUCUAUAAGCUAG
Messenger RNA from Aspergillus thermomutatus, 1278 nucleotides. RefSeq names its product putative salicylate hydroxylase. The record is from RefSeq and is a predicted model, not a curated record. Gene Ontology annotation, biological process: secondary metabolite biosynthetic process. The coding region runs from base 1 to 1278 and encodes 425 amino acids. Lineage: Eukaryota; Fungi; Ascomycota; Eurotiomycetes; Eurotiales; Aspergillaceae. Gene Ontology annotation, molecular function: monooxygenase activity; FAD binding. The transcript has 6 exons.